Paramuricea clavata is the source of this 2924-nucleotide messenger RNA. NCBI's taxonomy places the organism in Eukaryota, Metazoa, Cnidaria, Anthozoa, Malacalcyonacea, Plexauridae. The record is from the annotation of a GenBank genome assembly.
AUGGCUAUGGACCCAGGUGGUCAUAAGACGGAUGAAGUACGAUCGAAAGUCUGCGAAAAAGACUUAGAAGAGAACAUCUCGAAGGGAAAGAACAGCGAACAAUUAUUCGAAGACGAAGGUAAUAUUGAUAAGUCCAUUGUAAUCAAUACAGAAGACGAUACGGGGAGUACUCGAAGCGUAGAUGCAGAAGAACAACAGGCACGAAUAUGCACAAGAAAGGGCGUACAAGUAAACUUAGAAAAUGCACGAAAAAAGACGAAAAAGUCAGGUAUGGCUGUAGGAUCUCGUAUAAAUCGUAUAGAUGAAUUACUUAGAGAACAGUGUUGUGAUAUUGUGAAGCUCACUGCUAGUAAAGAUGGUCUACAAAUGGAUAUGGAUGACUUUAAGCGAUUUAAUGAAGAGUUAUCGGAUUUGUUAUUAUUGUCUUUGAGUGAUUAUAAUUCUAACAUUGAGGAUCAAGUGUAUUUUGAGGGUAUUCGUAAGAAGUACUUAGAGUGCUGUGCUGAUGUUAAAACUAGAAUAGGUGAUUUAACACAAGAGAGCUUGGAGAUGCUUUCGCAGAAAACUUCGAACAGUGUUAAAAGUCGAAUGUCGAGAUUAUCAAGGGCUUCAUCUGUGUCGUCUAAACAAGCCGCUGCGAAUGCUGCAGCAUUAAAGGAGAAAAUGCUCAGUCUUAAAAGGAAACAAAAUAUCAAAAGACAGCAAGAAGAGCUUAAACAUCAUCAAAGAGAACUGAAUGGCAAGUGGAACAAGAACAAUUACAAGGUGAGAUCAAUGCUGCAGAAGUUUUACAUCAAGCACUUUUGGGAGAUACCAUGUUGCUAAGUAGUAAUACCCAACCUACAUCUAACACUUUGCAUGAAAAUACCACUGAAAUGAGUCAAUUGCCAACUAUUGCCAAGGAUAUGAACACUGGGACAUUCAGUGACAUGACAAAUGCCCUAAAUCCUACUACACCCUUAAAUCCCACUACACCCCUAAAUCCCACUGCACCCCUAAAUCCCACUACACCCUCGAAUCCUAUUACAACCCCAAAUCCCACUACACCUUCAACUCCUACUACACCCUUGGAUCCUACUACACCCUUAGAUCCAACUAAACCUGCAUUUACACCUGUUAAUGCCCAUACCCAACCUGUUAACCAUUUACAACCAACUACUACUACAAGUCCCCUAGAGCAAAUACAAAGAGAGACAUUUGAAAUUCAAAGACAACAAGUAGAAUUAAUGAAAAGGAUGUCGCUUCCGACUCCGAAACCGCCUGUAUUUAGUGGUAAUAUUUUGGCCUACCCAAAGUGGACGUUAGCUUUCGAUGCCUUGAUUGACGGUGAAGCUGUAAACCCAGCACAUAAGUUAUACUACCUUGGGGAAUAUACUAGUGGACAAGCCCAGAAAAUGAUUGAUGGAUUGUUGGGGCUGCAAUCUGAUGAUGCGUAUAAGAGAGCUAGGCAGAUAUUGCAAGAACGCUUUGGUGAUCCAUACAAGAUUUAUCAGGCAUACAAUGAAAGGCUUAAGUCAUGGCCAGUAUGCAGCAAAGCUUCCGAGCUUCAGGAAUUCAGCGACUUUCUGGUAACAGUGCAAGAAACUAUGAAAACAGUGAAGCACCUCAAGGACUUUGACACCUUUUCUGCUAUUCAAGACCUGGUAGUAAGACUUCCACCUUAUUACAGCAAGAAGUGGUUACAAAGUGCGAAAGCGGUUGAGCUUGUUAAAGGAAAGUAUGAUUUUAACGACCUAGUUGACUUUGUGCAAAAGGCAGCAAAGGAUGCAACUCAUCCAGUGUUCUUGCAUGAAGUUCUGUUAUCUAAGAGAAAGGAGUUGUUGAAAGACAAGAAGCAAGAAGACAAGAAUAGUUAUCACAAGAGAAAGUUUGGCUCAUUCAACACAAGUAAGUACAAUGAAAGCUCUGGUCAUAGUGAUAAGAACAUAAAUGAACUCAUGUGCCCUGCAUGUAGAAAGCCUCACAAAUUGGAGAACUGUGACAUAUUCCUAAAGAAGUCUGUAAAGGAACGAUCAGAAUUAGCUAAGUCGAAAGGGCUUUGCUUCCUGUGUUUAUGUCCUGGUCAUAUGGCCAGGAGUUGCAAAGAAUCCAUUAGAUGCCAGACUUGUAAGAAACCCCAUGCCACACUUCUCCAUUUUGAAUCCAAGGAGUCUAAGAACGGGAAUAAGAAAGAGAACGAAGAGUCUAGCAAAGAAAAGCCUAAAGUAGCUAAUCGUGUCGUAGUGUGUCAUAGCAAUGAUUGCAAUGAAGUAACAACAUCGUCUUUAAUACUUCCAGUAUGGAUAUGUCACAAGGACAAUCCUGAGAAGAAAAUAAUGACAUAUGCUGUUUUAGAUGAUCAAAGUGACACAUGCUUUGUAACAGACAGUGUUUGUGAUCAGUUAGAAAUUGAAGGACCUGAGACUGUGAUUGAGUUAGGAACAAUGCAUGCUGUAGAAGAUAUCAGAACCCAGAAAAUUAGCGGUCUUAUUGUUUCAUCGGAAGAUAAGUCAGUAGAUGUACCUUUACCAAAAGCUUAUUCCCGUGAAAAUAUUCCAGCACGUCGACAUCAGAUCCCUAGAGUAGAAAUGGCGAUCAAUUGGAGUCAUUUGAGUCCAAUUGCCAAUGAAAUACCAGAAUAUCGUGAUGAUCUCGGUAUUGGUCUCCUAAUUGGUAACAAUUGUGUCGAAGCUAUCAAACCAUGUGACGUUAUUCCCGGAAAACCUCAAGACCCGUAUGCUAUUAGAACUGUAUUCGGUUGGGGUUUGAUUGGAGUAACAAAUCCUGUUGAUCACCGCGAAUGCCAAUCAGACGGAACUAGAAUACAUUGCCAUCGAGUUACAACCAAAGAUAUCACAACCCAGAGUACCGGUUCAACCUUUGUAGAGCAAACCCAAGUAAAGGAAGUAUUGAAUCCUCACGAAGUGUUAAAGAUGUUUGAAUAG